Patiria miniata (bat star) is the source of this 1416-nucleotide messenger RNA. Its product is annotated as perlucin-like protein. The record is from RefSeq and is a predicted model, not a curated record. NCBI's taxonomy places the organism in Eukaryota, Metazoa, Echinodermata, Asteroidea, Valvatida, Asterinidae. The coding region runs from base 278 to 754 and encodes 158 amino acids. The transcript is spliced from 3 exons.
AACUGGGGAUGUCCCUUUCACUCUACCUCUGCCAAAAUAUCUCUGCCGAAUUAACUUAACAAACACUACUAACAUUAAGAAGAAGGUCCAGAGACGCAUCCGCUUUGUUUUCCUAUAAAUAUUGGUAUUAGCGCCUCCUUUUGAAUCACACUCAUCUUGAUUCGUCUGAGUCUACAUCUGACUGAUCAGCAUCACAGUCAUCUUGAACAGACAAAUUGAAAAAAUCGUCGUACGCUCUUCACUCGUCAACAACGAGCUGCACGUACUGAACCGAGCCAUGAACCGACUGUUUCUAGCCUGCGUGUUCCUGGUGGCUGCCAUCGCCGCGGUGAGCGCCAGCUGUUCUCCAGGCUAUACUCAGCGUGCGGGAGGCAACUGCUACAAGCUGUGGAGCACGAAACGCGAAUGGUGGGUUUACGCCGACCACGUCUGCAGAGCCGAGGGAGCCUGGCUGGCCACCAUCAGAAACACGGCGGAUAGUGUGUGGGUCAACAACUUCUUCAUAACCAACAGGGGCCACCACUGUAAUUUGGAUUGGUAUUGGAUCGGAGCCAAUGAUCUGGCACGGGAGGGACGCUGGAGAUGGGCGGAGGAUGGCAGCGAACUCAGCUAUUUCAACUGGCUGCGUGGUGAGCCAAACAACAUGGAUAAUGAGGACGUGGUGCAGGUCAACAGCAACAAUCGCAAGUGGAAUGACAAUGAAGUGACCCACACCUACCAACUGUGCUACGUCUGCGAGAAGAAUCCAAUAUAGGGAACGAUAAUUGCUAGAGGCCGAACAAUUGGUAUUGCUUAAUUAAUUUGAAUUAUACAAAUUUGCUAACGAAUUAGCUUUUGUCACUGCACGCAAACUUAGUGAGAGAAUCUCCUCACCAAAUGAAUCUGAAAAAGAGUUUCCAUAACUGUGGUAAGGGAAAAUCUAUCAACUGUGCGUGAAUGUCUUUCUGUCAGCGACCACAUGAGGGCGCUGACAUCAAGUUUUGUUAAAAAUAGUGCGAGUGUUUAUAAUUUCUGUUAUUGUUCCUACAUGAAGGAUGAUGUCAUUACAAGUAACGGCAAUGUUAAAUCAAUCUUUCGUGUCACUUCAGUUGAUUUCACUGUGACGUAAGUUUUAAUCAAAACGUAUGGCACGGUGUCGAAAACGUGUUCCAACUAUGAAAGAACAAAAUGGCGCAUUGUCUUGUGUAAUGCUUUCACAUAAAAGUGAAACAAUGAGAUUUCUCCAAUAUCGUACUAGACAUUUCUCUAUUUCCCAGUGAUUGUAAAUCUCAUGCGGUACUAAGACAGACCUAAUUCCGGGUGGAAUUACGAACAUCAAAAAUUUUGUCAGUAUUUCUGUCCAAAUAAUUUUUUUUGACUCGCGCUUAAGCUAUCCACAUGGGCGUCGCCAGGAUUUUUUUCUAGAGUGGGUAAAAC